ACACCGGAUGUGCUAGCUGCUAAUGCUAACUGACCCUGGAUCAGCCGCGAUGUUUGAAACUUUACCAUCUUUUAGACGAUUUUUUUUCUAUUUUAUCGACUUUAAUGAGGAUAUUAAACCGCCUCGGGGCUGAAGAUGUGUUCCAGUGUGCGUUCGGGGGACACUCUGUCUCCUGAGUCCACAGUGACGUCUCUUCUCUCCAGCUCGGGGCAUCUGACCAGCAACCUUCAACCGAGUCUCCACAACACCUCAUUCACCUACAAGAACAAGGAGUACGAGUCGGCGUCCGCUGCUCUUGACGCUUACAUCACAGACUUUGAACGCAGUCGCCAUGGAAACACACCAAAGGGGGCGGGGCUGGGACUGCCCCUCUGCUCCGCCCACAGGAGCACACUGAGCACGCUCAGAAACAGGGACGUGCUGCGGGAGCGUCUCUCGGAGCAGGAGCUGGACUUCCUCACUCUCCCCGUCAGCUCGCUCCGUCACCGUGACAACAGGGACCGCGUCUCCAUGACGACAGACGAGCUGCUCAGCCUCCCUAACGACGGCUCCAUGCCCAUCACGCACACCAGCGCCUUCCUGCAUGGUCUUGUGUCUAAGUCCAGACUCUCUCAGGUCCGGUCUCCUGUUAAAAACACCUGCAGCCACAGCCUCACCCACAGAGGCAGCAGCCAGCCAAUCAGAGCGCUCCACUGCUCCAGGUGUGGAGGAGGAUUACAGAGCGCGCUCACAACUCCCCUCAGCAGCACUUUAAAGCCUGGACCUGAAGCGCCCUCGUCUCGGUGGGCGGGACUUGCCUCUGCGCCUCGCCCCGAUUGGCCGAGCAGCAGAGACCAGGUCACGAUGCAUCUUCCUCAUUGGCUGAGCUCCAACAAAGCGGCGCUGGACUGUUCGGACAUCCACAGCCUCCCCGAUCUGCCCUACCCCCCCUGGAUACGCCACUGCGACGCCGGCCAAUCAGAGCGCAGCAGCAGCCUUCAGGACGGCCAAUCGGAGCGGGCGUACGGCCAGGGCCAGUCGCAGCCGGCGGAGAGCCAAGACUAUGGCUCCUUUGCUCCGUCCUGGGUCCAAGAACUACACGACGAUCAGGUGGACAGUGAGGAGGCGCUGAAGAGUCUCCGUCUGCACUUCGCUCAGCGCAUUUCACACACGAGCCCUGACUCCACCCACUACAGAGACCGGAGACUCGAGUCCCUGAUCCAGAAGGCAGACCAGGUCCUGGACUCUCUUCAGAACUCAGCCACAGGAAGUCCAGUCCCUCCAGUGAGUCCAGAACCGAGACAGAACCUGGAACCAGAACCAGAACUAGAACCUGAACCAGAACCUGGGACCCGGAACAACCAGAGUCCAGAGGAGGAUGAGGAGGAACCUUCACUGCAGAGAGCUCUGCAUCACCUGAGCCGCCUGAAGCUGCUCGUGGAGAAACCUGAAGAACCCCGCGGCCUCCAGAACCUCCAGAACAUCCAGAACCUCCAGAACAUCCAGAACCUCCAGAAACACCAGAAACACCUGAGAGAAGAAGAGGAGGAGGAGGAGGAGAGAGACGAGGGGCGCUUCUCCUCCUGCUCCAGCCACGACCAGCAGAAGGCGCUGGGAGGACGACCGUAGAUCAUAAACGGACACGCCUGACCCGCUCCACACGACCCAAAUCCAGACCUGAACACGAAGAACCGACCAACCAGACGCCUUCAGUCCUGUGGUCGCCCCAGAGGAGACCUGAGGAACCUGAGGAACCUGACUCAGAGAAAACUUUUAUUUGGACUAAACGAGAGAAGGACUUGUUUUCUCCGAGCUUUUCCAGGAUCAGACACUAAAAUAUUGAACCUUUAACCUGUGAAGAGAUUUUAGAAUUAUAAAAGUGAAACGUUCCAGAAGGAGCAGAACGAAAUCAACUAAAAACACUUACACACGUUUCUGUUUAUUGUCAACUGAACGGAGCACUUCUGCUAAUCAAGAAGCUCAGAACCGACGCUUAAAUGACGUUUCACAGAAGCAAGAAAGAACAAAAUGAGAGAAAUGCUCCUUAGAUCUGCAGAUUUACUCCAUGUCGUUCAUAUUUGAAAUUAAACUUACAUCUUGAUCUUUAUAAUCUGUUACCUGUAGUUGUUUUUGCUUCUUUUCUGUUUAUCCAGAUCAUUUCUGUUUUUCACACUUCUGCUCACACAGGAAAUAAAAAAUACUUGAAUAUAAAAUAAAA
Molecule: messenger RNA, 2197 nt
Organism: Boleophthalmus pectinirostris (great blue-spotted mudskipper)
Lineage: Eukaryota; Metazoa; Chordata; Actinopteri; Gobiiformes; Gobiidae
Gene: cunh18orf54
Product: chromosome unknown C18orf54 homolog
Exons: 14
Coding region: 136-1608 (490 amino acids)
Source: RefSeq, a predicted model, not a curated record